UUUAUAGUGCUUCAUGCUUGACAAUGCUGUAAUACAUAAACCCCUUGAAACUCAAAAUUAGCUGCUUUAAGUGCUUUGGAGCUUAACUGGCCCCUAUUGAAUUUUGACAGUACUGCAUAUAAUCCAGAACACUAACAAUUUUCAAAUUGAUAUGAUACAACUAUAACCAAACCAAACCAAACCAAACCAAACCAAACACUACUAGCACAUAUAGACAGGAGUGAUAAUGAGCGAAGUUAAGAAACGAGAGCAUGAAGACGAUAAUUCUGACAAUGACUCACAUUCAAAUAAUGGGACAUCCAAAUUAAUAAAACUCGAUGCAUCCCAACUCAAACCAUCACAAACGUUAUACAUUAAGAAUUUAAAUGACAAAAUAAAUCCACGAAUUGUUAAACACAACUUAUAUUUACUAUUUUCCACUUUUGGUGAUGUGAUACAGAUAAAUAAUAGGAAACGAGGUCAGGCAUACAUUGUAUUUGGAGAUGUAGAUAGUGCUACUUUAGCCUUAAGAAGCUUACAAGCUGAACCAUUCUUUAAUAAACCAUUGGCCAUUAAUUAUUCUAUAAAUGAAUCGAAAAUCAUAACUACACUCAAGAGACAACAAGAGGCCAUAGAAAGCUCAGAUACUUAGUUAAGUUAUAUGACUGAGAUUAAGAAAUACCCUUUUAUAUAGGGAGUUUAUGACUGCACGACUAAUAGAAAUGUAACAUGUAAAAAUUCGUCUAAUAUACAACUCUAUAGACUCACUUUAAUAUUUUAAUAUAUAUCAUGAUACUAACAAAAUAGGUGCGUACUGAACUAUCACCAAACCUACUUGCAACCGGCCAGUGAAAAACUC
Molecule: messenger RNA, 838 nt
Organism: Scheffersomyces amazonensis
Lineage: Eukaryota; Fungi; Ascomycota; Pichiomycetes; Serinales; Debaryomycetaceae
Product: U2 snRNP complex subunit
Exons: 1
Coding region: 227-631 (134 amino acids)
Molecular function (GO): RNA binding
Source: RefSeq, a predicted model, not a curated record